Anarrhichthys ocellatus (wolf-eel) is the source of this 1780-nucleotide messenger RNA. It is a transcript of the gene elob, whose product is annotated as elongin B. Gene Ontology annotation, biological process: transcription elongation by RNA polymerase II. The transcript has 4 exons. Gene Ontology annotation, molecular function: protein binding. Gene Ontology annotation, cellular component: VCB complex; elongin complex. Bases 105 to 464 code for a protein of 119 amino acids. The record is from RefSeq and is a predicted model, not a curated record. NCBI's taxonomy places the organism in Eukaryota, Metazoa, Chordata, Actinopteri, Perciformes, Anarhichadidae.
UGGUUUUGAAGUUGCAGGUGUGUCUGCUGCUGUGAUCUCACAGUUGUCGCUGUGCGGUGGAGGCGUUUUUUUUUUCUCCCUCUGUGUGCAACCAACCGCAAGAAAUGGAUGUGUUUCUAAUGAUCCGACGCAACAAGACGACCAUCUUCACCGACGCCAAAGAGUCAACCACAGUCUAUGAGCUGAAGCGCAUUGUGGAAGGCAUUUUAAAGAGGCCCCCUGAAGAUCAGAAACUUUACAAGGAUGACGUGAUGCUCAAUGACGGUCAAACUCUUGGAAAUUGUGGCUUUACAAAUCAAACCGCUCGACCUCAGGCCCCGGCCACGGUGGGGUUAGCGUUCCGUCUGAGUGAUGAUUCAUUUGAGCAGCUGAGGGUCGAGUCUUUCUCCACUCCCCCAGAGCUCCCUGACGUCAUGAAGCCCCAGGACUCUGGCAGCACAGCCAACGAGCAGGCUGUACAGUGAGGGAGGGAGGGAGGGGAGGGGGGGGGGGGGGGGGGAAACGGGGGGGCUUCACGGGGGGGAGGGAGGAGUUACAUUUUGUGAUGCCUCCGCGGGUGAGUUUUUACCUUGCCGACGACAGAUCUUCAGCCGGGCACAAACGGUUACCAACACGGACUCCCCUCGUUGUAAAUGUGAGGGCGAGUGCUUCAAAGUGGUUCAUUUGUCCUGCAGUGGGUGAACGCAUGCUAGAUACAUUGAUCAUUUCACACAAGACCCUUCAGAGAUACCUGACGGACUUGUCACGACACUGUCAGUCAUCCAUGGGGUUGGUAAUGGCUGAACAUAAAAAGUUGUACCUCGUAUUUAAUUAAUUCUACUCUUUAUUUCGGGUAAGGUUAUUGCUACCUUACUUGUGUUUUUUUUAAUUUUACUGGCUUAAACGUGGGAGUUAGACUAUAAGGUGUGACAUUUUUAGGCUUUUAUGUUUGUGUGUUUCUUUAUUAAACUAUUGCUAGGAUUGAACACGUUUUUUGGUCUUCGGCCUGGAUAUGUGUUGCGAUAAUAGCUCGGAGUUUGUGGAUUUCUAAGUUACUAUCUGUAUUUCAAAAGCGUUUUGAACAAUAUGGGUCUGAGAUAAAAUAGAUUCACUUGUUGGCAGGAGAUCUGGCACUAAGAUGAACAUUUCUUGGUACUUUACCGUAUCAGUAGUUGUAGUUUUCCUACUGUAGCUGCUCACACAUGUUACUGAGACUGAAUGCACUCAGUCGUGGGACCUGGUGUUGAAAAGGCAGAUGUUUACCUUACUAACAGAGGUCGGGAUGAACCAACUCUCCUCUCCAAUGUUUGAUUGUAGCCGAUGACAUCUUGGAGAUGCUCUUGACUUGAAUCAGUGCGGCUGGUUGUUCAUAGUAAACCUAAACCGUUUGAAGUUAAGCGGGUAGUUUACAUGUGAUGAUCUGUGAGUCGUGGGCUGCACAUUUGACUCUGUUGUCCCAGAAUCACUGCCCAUUUAGGUUUAGUUCAUGCUGCAACUUAUGUUGUAUUAUACCCCAUUAAUGACUUCAUACACAUUUCUUUUCCUAAAAUCAAAAGGGGGAUUAGAAAUCAACUCUCUGCACAUCAAAUAAAAUUAUAACACUGGGUCUCAUGAUCUAAAAAAAACAACUACAAUUUAAAAGGUAAAACCCUCCAUUCGUUACAACAGGAAAGUAUAUUCUGACCUGUGGGUGUGGAAUGAAAUUGUUGACGUUAGCAUUUGCAAAUUGAGGCUGUUAAACAGUGGGACAUGAUCAAAGUUGCACUUGUAACUGAUUUAACAUUAAAACAACUGUUUUUCA